ACGUUCAUGCAAUCCAACCCGUGCAGCCCGACUUAUGACAUAUAUCGACUUGCAUCAGGCGUGGUCUCGUUUCCUCAUUUUGGCAGUCUAUUAGGCUAGGAUUACCCGGACAUACAGACAUUUCAGUCUUCGAUUCAACUCAAUUGUUGCAUCUCCAGAAGACGGCGACCAUGAAGACCAUUGACCAGGAGUCGGUGUCCCCUAGCGGCGGGCUUAAUACAGCUGAGACCGACGGUUCCGCAUCCAAAGUCGACUCUCCAUUCGCAUGGACGAAACACGACGGCGUAUAUCGCCGCAAAGUGGGCUCUAUGGAGUCUUUCUAUUUGAGCCUGGCCACUCCUGAAGGUUACCCGGUGCACUGGAUGGUCGGAUGCAGUGUGACCAUCACCUCACAACCCGAUAAUGUGAACGUUGAGGAAGCUCUCAGAAAGGCAUGGGACGCCACACGAAGUGAUUUCCCAUGCUUGGGGGCCGUGGUGGACCCUGUAUCCCGGGAGAUUGUCGUCCGAGAGGAUGUCACGGCCGAGGAAUGGCUGCAGCGGUCAUACCGAGUUCACGACGACACAACCACCAAGGAGCUAUUUUCUGCGUUCAGAAGCCAGCACCACAUCACCCUCCACUACAUCCGCAGCACAAGUCAGCUUCUACUGCAAUCGCCACAUACACUUAUUGACGGCAGGGGGAUGCUGUACCUGUACCACGCACUCUUCACGGCGCUGUCAAAGCCAUCAUCAACCCCAGCAUCCGACAGGGCGGCCAACACAGCUCCGCCAAACCUGUCAAAGCCCUAUGAUGAGUGGCUGGGAGUUGCUCCCAUGCCAAACGACAAGAACAUUCGCGAUGCUGAGUCCAUCUUUGCACGCGUGCUUCAGCAGGAGAAGCCAAUCCGGCUGCCAGGUGUAGACUUUGAAGCCCAGCCUCGCAGACCGGUCCACAGGGAUCUUGAGUUGGACGAGGAGACAACAUCUGCCAUUAUCCAGGGGUCCAAGAAGAAGGGAGUCAGCGUGACUUCGGCCUGGCACGCAGCUCUGGCCAUGACGACACAGAAAAUCCAAACCGAGGCAUCAGAAGAGGGAACCUCUUAUGUCUCAGUCACGACACUCGACCUGCGCCGUUAUUUCCCAUCAUCCUUCAUUCCACAGAAGCACUCUAUCUGUUCUCUGCAGACCGCUCUGCCCUUUUCAUCGGACCUCAGCAAGGACAACACGUUCGAUGCUCUGAGCCGGUCAUUGCACCGACAAUACAAGGCACCUUUUGCUUUUGCCGACAACGAUUUCAACUACUUGAACCCCUACAUGGCCAUGUCACGACAGAUCCUUGAAAGCGGCAACAUGCCAUCCAGUAGCACCCCGUCCCUGUCCAGCAUGGGCAUCGUCGACGACUACCUGCAGCACAGAUAUGGAGACUGGGAGACUGACAAGUUCUGGAUCAGCUCAACCAUGAUGACUGGUGAUUUCCAGAUGUACCUGUGGACCUUCAGGGGAAGGAUGACGUUCAGUGUGUGUUAUAAUGAGGCUUUCUAUGAAGCUACGCAGGUCGAUCGAGUCAUGGAGAGGACUAGAGAUGCCAUGAUUCAGGGCUUGGCGAGCUGUUAGAUUGACAUUAUUGGUUCUGUACACUUUAGAGAAAGCGGAUGUGACCCCCCCUUUUUUAGAC
Messenger RNA from Canariomyces notabilis, 1656 nucleotides. RefSeq lists its product as uncharacterized. NCBI's taxonomy places the organism in Eukaryota, Fungi, Ascomycota, Sordariomycetes, Sordariales, Chaetomiaceae. The coding region runs from base 171 to 1595 and encodes 474 amino acids. The record is from RefSeq and is a predicted model, not a curated record. The transcript has 2 exons.